UGACGUCUGCAGGCUACAAGCGCCAUCUGUUUACCUUCUCGACCCUGCCUUAAUCAAAACGUUAAAUAUGGUGACGAAGAGAAUUAGGUCUGAAUACAUGAAGAAAUUUAAAGAUCCGAGAUGGGACACCUACGCGAAAUGUUAUGAGGAUUUGCUGAACUACAGACUGUCAAGGCGGCUGUUGGAGCAAGCGCACAACCCUUGGUUUUGGGGAGAAUGGGGAAGCGAGACAGGCUCCAGUGGCAAAUCUACUCCUCUAAGUCGGAAUAAAGUCGAACCUCUUAGGAUCCACGAUGAGAAACCAAAACAAUCUGCAUGUGUGACACCAGAACCACACGCAGAAGUUCAGGACACUGCAGACACCAAGCUAGUUACCAUAGUUGCUGAGCAGCGUCAUCAAGAAGGGGAGGAAGAGAAUGCCAGAGAACGCGUUCCUGCUCUCAACCCAGAAACUGACACGAAUAUCCUGAAUACACCAAAGAGCAAACGCCGGUCUUCACACAAGCAUACAAGAUCAAAGGUCAAGCCUCAUGUCACCAAAGACCCUGACAAAGAGAACCGUCACCCUUUUGCCCUGUAUGGCUCAGGAGAGAGGCGGACAGAUAUGGCUUCUAAGAAAACCCAUAAUGUUGGACCUGCAACAUCAACCGCAGAGAUCCAUGAGUCAGCGUUGCGAGCAAAAACCAGACGGGAGGUGGAAAAACAGAUGAAGAAAUCUGACCAACAAAGAGCCAGAUCUGCUGACUUCGAAAAGAACGGAAAUAAGAUUGUCCCUGAUUUCAACCCCUGGAUGACAGAGUACAUGCGCUGCUUUUCUGCUCGGUCUCGGUAGUAUUGCUUUCAGAAAUCCUUUAAAAAUGUCUGUGACUGUAUAAACCUCUCAGGCUAAACAACCCAAAACACUCCACGUAAUGACUGGAGCAUCUGUCCAGUUCACUUGCCUUCUUCCAGAUGGGUCACAAGGAAUUAAACUCGAGGGUUUUUAGGGGUUUAUUUACACAAUGGAUAUGUUGCAUUUACUGGUACAUACGUAUCAAACAUGAAAACACAAUCCAUUGAUGCUGCAGGGCAAACUGUCAAACAAUCACAUGCCUUUUUGAUUUUGUAGGUUGCGUAGAUUUACAGGCCAUGAGAUUUACCAGUGUCUCUUUACACUCUCAGCCAAACAAUUACUUGAAAGUGUUCAGUAAUUGUCAGACAAUUAGAGACAUAUAAUGUGAUGUGUUGUAAUGUCGUGUAUUUUCUCCAUUGUUUAUAUUGAUUAACAAUUAGGCUUAAUGUAAAGAAAUCUGUUUUGUAUUUUUCAG
Rhinichthys klamathensis goyatoka is the source of this 1307-nucleotide messenger RNA. It is a transcript of the gene ccsapb, whose product is annotated as centriole, cilia and spindle-associated protein b. Gene Ontology annotation, biological process: regulation of mitotic spindle assembly. Gene Ontology annotation, molecular function: microtubule binding. The record is from RefSeq and is a predicted model, not a curated record. Bases 68 to 832 code for a protein of 254 amino acids. Gene Ontology annotation, cellular component: ciliary basal body; ciliary transition zone; spindle. The transcript has 5 exons. Lineage: Eukaryota; Metazoa; Chordata; Actinopteri; Cypriniformes; Leuciscidae.